This is a messenger RNA of Cebus imitator (Panamanian white-faced capuchin), 8741 nucleotides long. RefSeq names its product toll like receptor 5 (gene TLR5). The record is from RefSeq and is a predicted model, not a curated record. Gene Ontology annotation, cellular component: membrane. The transcript has 6 exons. Bases 4501 to 7110 code for a protein of 869 amino acids. Gene Ontology annotation, molecular function: protein binding; transmembrane signaling receptor activity. Gene Ontology annotation, biological process: toll-like receptor signaling pathway; inflammatory response; immune response. Lineage: Eukaryota; Metazoa; Chordata; Mammalia; Primates; Cebidae.
CGGGGCCGCGGGGCUUUCCGGGACCCGGGCGAGGGCGCCACUUCUGCUGCCUGGAAGAGCGAGCCCACGCGCCGACGGUGCAGGGAGGCGUCCCAGAGGAAAGCAAAAAGCUCUUUCUCCUGACUUACCAAAAACUAAAAUACUGACUACUAUCACUGUGCUGAGAUUCCUAGUCUCAGGAACUGAAGUCUUUAAACAACCAGGGGACCCUCUGCCCCUAGAGUAAGAACAUAUUAGAAAUCCCCUCUGCUAGCACAAGGAGGUGCUGGCGACAUGGUGAACCAAAGAGAACCAAACAAUACCUGGCCUCCAGAACGAAAUACUGAUUCACAAAACAGGCCACCGGUGGGCUUUUAAACCACAAACCAGUGAGCUUGACAGCAACUGUGCACCAACUUCUAGAGGAGAUUUAGUAGGUGGUCUGCAGCUCUGUGGAACCAUCGGGGGAUCCCUGUCUCACAGCCUGUGUUUCUGAAUGGCAAGUCACAGAGGACUCAGCUUGUUUCCAACCUGACAGGGUUACCCUUUUCUAGAAACUCUAGGAAUUUGGCAGGGCAUUUGACAGUCUCUCAGGGGAUCCCCAACCCCCACCCAUGGCUAAUCGAACAAAGACUGCCCAUAAAAGUACACCGUAAAAGGGAAAUUUAGGCUACACUUAAUAGACGUGCUUUGUAUUAUGGAAUCAUAAAGACCUAGAGAGGCAAACAGACCUAAUGAGACCACCGAGCGCCAGUAAAUAAAUCAACCAUUCUGCAGGGCACAGAAGCCUCAUGUGCUGAUUCUCUGAGCCCUCUUUAGAGAACAGUAGUCAGUUGUCAGACUUUUACCCUGCCGUGUUAAUCCCCGAUGCUAAUGACUGUUGCUGCUCAGGCGUGUGAUGGGUCUGAGGACGUGGGUAGGAGCUCGCUUUCCAUUUUGCUCACAUGAACGGACUGCCUGUUCCUGGCGGCGGAGUGCAUUUUGCACUCAUGUUUGUACAAGUGAGCUGCCCUCCCUCUCUGACCGCGUUAGCCUGAGUGUGAGCUGCCUGGGGCCCAAUCACACCUGCCUGACCCCAGCUUCCCCUCCCAGGGGUGCUGCUGGGUGCUGCCGCCCCCACCCGGACUACGGCAGAGCCCUCGUCUCGGGCGCCGCUCCUGACACGGUGUCCCGCCGGCGGAUGACAGGUAGAGGGCAGUAGCGCGCUCCGGGUCGGGAGUCCGUCAUCCAGAAACCCACUGCAGGUCCGCUGCGGAGAGGGCCGGGGCCAGGUGGGCUGGAGGCGAGGGCAGCCCGGUACAGGGGGGGAUCACUCUGCAAGAGGAAGAGAAAGAGGAGACGUGGAGAAGUCGCGCAGAGCACACGGCGUAUUGGACUCUGCACACUGGUCUGGGCCCCAGUGUGCCUGGCGCGUGGUUUCUGCGAGUGGAGCCCAGACGUCAGGUGUAGCCGUGCAGGAGGCUGGCAGAUGGGCUGGAGGAGCAAGGAGGCACCGCGGUUGGAGGUGUCGAAAGAGGGUUUGAAAAGAAAGCCCGGCGGGCCUGGAAUGGUGGGGAGGCAUGAGGAGGCUGACAUCAUGAAAGGCAGGGACGGCUUCAGGGCACUCUCAAGGCCAUCAGAGAAUGGUGCCGAAGUGAGCACGCACAACAGCUGGAGGGGGCGGCCGUGCGGAGGGUCGGAGAGAAGGCCCUCCGGUCAGCGGUAGAGGGACAUGACUGCAAGUUGUCCACGUUCUUGGAGUUUUGAACAAAGAAUUGGACAAACCGCCCAGCAAAGCAAAGAGAGUGAAGCAACAAAAGAACAAAACCAGGGAUUUAUUGAAGACGAAAGUACCCUCCGCAGUGUUGGGGCAGACCUGAGCAGCGGCUCAGGGGCCCAGACAUAGAAUCUUCUUGGGUCCAAAUACCCCCUAGAGGUUUCUCAUUGGCCACUUCAUGAUCACCUUAUGUGAAUGAAGUGGUGGCCUGCAAUCAGGCUGAUUGGUUGCAGAAAGCAGCCGACCAGAGGCUGAACUGAAGUUACAAACGUUGCGCUCCUGUGCAAAUAUCUGAUUGGUUGCAAAAAGCAAAUAUCUGAUUGCUUGCAAAAGGCAACCAAUCAGAAGCUAGGAGAAAGUUACAAAGUUUUAUUUCUUUGCAAAUGAAGACUCCGCCGGCAAUCAGUCUCAUUGGUUGUGGACAACAGCCAUUCAGAGGCUGGAGUGAAGUUGCAAAGUUGCAAAGGAAGACACGUGCAAUCAGUCUGAUUAGUUGUAGACAGCCAAUUUUCCAUCUGCUGUGCAGAAAAUGUCAAAGGGAGUAGCCUUUGGUCCUCUUGUUACUUAGGCGUGGAAAGUGAGGGUUUUCCUUUCUAUUUAGUUGUAGGAAGUCAGCGUGAAACAGCCUUAGGUUCCCUGCCUCCACACCCUUUUCUCCUGCCUCACUUCCCACAUCGUUCCACUGUCAGGAAUAACCGGCUCUGGGGGUAAGGUGGACCUCCAGGUGAAGAUGAAGGUAGAAAGGGAGGAGAGGCUGAGAGGCUGACCUGCCACUGGGACCCAGGGCCAAAGCCCUUUGUGAUUGAGGGUAAGUGACCACAGAUCAGCAGGGGAUGACUGAGAGACGCGCUGGAGCAGGACCGUGGCCCUGAACAACACAUCAGCCAUGCCCAGAGAUGCCACGCUUAGAGGUUAACAUGCAGUACACAGAGCUGCGUGGCCUUAAGUUACUUAACUUCUCCGGCUUCAGUUUCCUCAUCCGUAAAAUGGUUACCUAAAGUCAUGGUAUCCAGUAAUAGUACCUACAAAAGACUGAGAGGAUGAGGGAAGGGAGGGAGCUCCCAGCUGUGUGGGGAGGAGCAUACAGGCGGGGGUAACCCACCAUAUGGCAUUACAGGGAUUGGUGUCUAUUUCUGUCCUCCCUCCAGUCUCUAGCCUCGUGGUUCUCAGGCAUAGGUAUGCAUCAGAAUGACCCAGAUGCAUUAAAAAAACACUGCCAGGCCCCAGCCCCCAGAGCUUCUGAUUCAGUGGGGCUGAGGUAAGGCGCAGUAAUUUGCAUUGCUCGCUAAGCCCAGGUGCUGCUGCUCCUGCUGCUGCUGCUGGUUCUGGGACUGCACUGUGGGCACCACUGCUCUGGAGUCUCUACAGCCCCAGCAGGGACUCUUGUUGAGGAAUGACGGGCACAUAGUGGGAACCAGGCCUCGGACGAGUAACACUAAGACCAACAAAUUUCCAGAUACAGCACAAGAAGAGGUAGUGCUGAAUGAAAAGGCGAUCACUCCAGCAGAGCCUUAAAGUCUUAGUGGUUUAUGAAGGAAGUUAGAAUUGCACCUGGGGAGCAAGUGCUGAGGUUAACGGCAGUGCAAUCCCGCAUCCGUUUUAUUGGCACUGUUGUCAGAGGCAGAAUGCUGGGCUGGAGGGGUGGCUCUAGCAAUGUUUUGAACUUGACAAUGCCCAUUUGUUGGGCAUGGUUCCAGUGGGAUGCUGUAUUGUGCAUCUAGAGAAUGUAUUUGUCCUGGAAGAGUUCACUUUGUCCACUGCCCUCGAGCCUUUAUCCAAGGCUAAACCCGCAUUCUGUACUCACAUUUGGAAUUGGUCCAGGAUUUUUAUACCUGUGUGAAUUUGGAGAAACUCUCCUAGACACCCAUUUGGAAAUGAAUUCAUGUUUUUUUCAGACAGUGAGUCCUCCAUGCUUGCUGUUCCAAUGGCCCUCCAGGUUUGGGCCCCGCACCUGCCAGGAGAAGUGUUCCUUCUGUAGCUCCACCUGACCACAGCCAGCCCAAGCCCCACGCAGAACCCGGGCCUGCCAACAAGCCUGUGACUGGUGUUAUCUGUUAGGCAUCAAGCAUUAACUUGGCACAGGAGCAGCCCUGGCUCAGCUGGAGGCACCCACAGUGUGUAGGCGCUCCAGGAGCAGAGGCACCCCCGAAAUGCAGGCUGUGUUUGCUGCAGAGAUACCAUGGCCCAUAACUCCCCAAGUGAAGGUGAGCAGCUCUGCUGUCCAGGCAAUUAAGUCAAGAAAGAGAACCGGCCCAGCUAAUGGCUCGGAUUAAAGCUAAAUGAAUUCCGCUCAAAUGAAAGGGAUACUGACCCUUCUCCCUCUGGCCUCAUUAUCUUAAUUAACAGUGCUUGGCAGGAGUCUUGAGGCCUGCAUUGAUUGUGCUGUUUCUGUUUUUCCCCCUCAAAGCCCUAGAUACACGUUAAAUCAGCCUUAAUAAUGAAAUCCCAAUACUCAACAGCCCUCAGAUUUUCUCACCAGCCCUUCUUCCUCUAAGAGAAUCACCUGAUUUCUGAGCUGGAGGGGGUCCAUUAGGCCAGCACUUCUCAAAGCAUGGCCUGAGACCACGAGCAUCAAAGUGACUGGGAUACGGCUCUAACAUGCACUUUCCAAGCCUCAGAGUCCUGUGGAACUGGAAUAUUGAUGCUCUUCUGCCCUUUUUCGGUUAGUUUAUCACCAUGAUGAGUAUUUGAUAUUAUUGGAUGCUGUGGGAUGUCAGUGAUGAAUGUGAAAUUGAGGAUGGCAGAGGCAGAGCAGAGCACCUCCCAUGGCACCUGUGAAAGCCUGUCCCAAACCUUGCAGGAUCAUGGGAGACCACCUGGACCUUCUCCUAAGAGUGGUGCUUGUGGCCAGUCGUGUGUUUGGAAUUCCUUCCUGCUCCUUUGAUGGUCGGAUAGCCUUAUAUCGUUUCUGCAACCUCACCCAGGUCCCCCAGGUCCUCAACACCACUGAGAGGCUCCUGCUGAGCUUCAACUAUAUCAGGACAGUCACUGCUUCAUCAUUCCCCUUCCUGGAGCAGCUGCAGCUGCUAGAGCUCGGGAGCCAGUAUACCCCCUUGACCAUUGACAAGGAGGCCUUCAGAAACCUGCCCAACCUUAGAAUCUUGGACCUGGGAGAUAGUCAGAUAAACUUCUUGCACCCAGAUGCUUUUCAGGGACUGUUCCAUCUGUUUGAACUUAGACUGUUUUUCUGUGGUCUCUCUGAUGCUAUAUUAAAAGAUGGUUAUUUCAGAAAUUUAAAGUCUUUAACUCACUUGGAUCUAUCCAAAAAUCAGAUUCGUAGCCUUUACCUCCAUCCGUCAUUUGGGGAGUUGAAGUCCUUAAAGUCCAUAGAUUUUUCCUCUAACCAAAUAUUCCUUGUAUGUGAACAUGAGCUCAAGCCCCUCCAAGGGAAAACGCUCUCCUUUCUUAGCCUCGCGGCUAAUAACUUGUACAGCAGAGUCUCAGUGGACUGGGGAAAAUGUAUGAACCCAUUCAGAAACAUGGUGCUGGAGACUCUAGAUGUUUCUGGAAAUGGCUGGACAGUGGACAUCACAGGAAACUUCAGCAAUGCCAUCAGCGGAAGUGAGGCCUUCUCUCUGACUCUUGCCUACCACACCAUGGGUGCCUCAUUUGGCUUCCAUAACAUCAAAGAUCCUGACCAGAACACAUUUGCUGGCCUGGCCAGAUGUUCCGUGAAACUCCUGGAUCUUUCACAUGGGUUUAUCUUCUCCCUGAACUCCAGAGUCUUUGAGAGACUCAGGGAUUUGAAGGUUCUGAACCUUGCCUACAACAAGAUAAAUAAGAUUGCAGAUGAAGCAUUUUACGGACUUGACAACCUCCAAGUUCUCAAUUUGUCAUAUAACCUUAUAGGGGAACUUUACAAUUGGAAUUUCUAUGGAUUACCUAAGAUAACCAACAUUGAUUUGCAAAAGAAUCACAUUGGAAUAAUUCAGGACCAAACAUUCAAAUUCCUGGAAAAAUUACAGACCUUGGAUCUCCGAGACAAUGCUCUUACAACCAUUUAUUUUAUUCCAAGCAUACCUAAUAUCUUCUUGGGCGGCAAUAAACUAGCAGCUUUGCCAAAGAUCAACCUUACAGCCAACUUCAUCCACUUAUCGGAAAACAGGCUAGAAAAUCUAGAUAUUCUCUACUUUCUCCUACAGGUCCCUCAUCUCCAGAUUCUCAUUUUAAAUCAAAACCGCUUAUCCUCUUGUAAUGGAGGUCAAACCCCUGCAGAGAAUCCCAGCUUAGAACAGCUUUUCCUUGGAGAAAAUAUGUUGCAACUUGCCUGGGAAACUGAGCUCUGUUGGGAUGUUUUUGAGGGACUUUCUCAUCUUCAAGUUCUGUAUUUGAAUAAUAAUUAUCUUAAUUUCCUUCCACCAGGAAUAUUUAGCCAUCUGACUGCAUUAAGGGGACUAAGCCUCAACUCCAACAGGCUGACAGUUCUUUCUCACAAUGAUUUACCUGCUAAUUUAGAGAUCCUGGACAUAUCCAGAAACCAGCUCCUAGCUCCCGAUCCUAAUUUAUUUGUAUCACUUAAUAUCUUGGAUAUAACUCAUAACAAGUUCAUUUGUGAAUGUGAACUUAGCACUUUUAUCAAUUGGCUUAAUCAUACCAAUGUCACUAUAGCUGGACCUCCUGCGGACAUAUAUUGCGUGUACCCUGAUUCGUUCUCUGGGGUUUCCCUCCUCUCUCUUUCCACGAAAGAUUGUGAUGAAGAGGAAAUCUUAAAGUCCCUCAAGUUCUCCCUUUUCAUAGGAUGCACUGUCACUCUGACUCUGAUCCUCAUGGCCAGCCUCAUCGUCACCAAGUUCCGGGGCUUUUGUUUUAUCUGUUAUAAGACGGCCCAGAAACUGGUAUUCGAGGACCAUCCCCAGAGACCCGAUACGUACAAAUAUGAUGCCUAUUUGUGCUUCAGCAGCAAAGACUUCGAGUGGGUGCAGAAUGCUUUGCUCAAACACCUGGACACUCAAUACAGUGACCAAAACAGAUUUAACCUGUGCUUUGAAGAAAGAGACUUUGUCCCAGGAGAAAACCACAUUGCCAACAUCCUGGAUGCCAUCUGGAACAGUAGAAAGAUUGUUUGUCUUGUGAGCAGACACUUCCUUAGAGAUGGCUGGUGCCUUGAAGCCUUCAGUUAUGCCCAGGGCAGGUGCUUAUCUGACCUUAACGGUGCUCUCAUCAUGGUGGUGGUUGGGUCCUUGUCCCAGUACCAGUUGAUGAAACAUCAAUCCAUUAGAGGCUUUGUACAGAAACAGCAGUACUUGAGGUGGCCUGAGGAUCUCCAGGAUAUUGACUGGUUUCUUCAUAAACUCUCUCAACAGAUACUAAAGAAAGAAAAAGAAAAGAAGAAAGACAAUAACAUUUUGUUGCAAACUGUAGCAACCAUCUCCUAAUCAAAGGAGCAAUUUCCGACUUACCUCAAGCCACAAGCCCAGCAGCUGGAAUUCUUUUUGGGGCCAUUUUCCCAAGUCUUCAUCCUGUCACAAGAGUUGCUGCGCCUAUGACAAAAGGAAGACCCAACGGAGCCACAUUGGGAAGUGGGCACUGGGGAGUCUGCUGAGAAGCUGGUUGCUAAGUGACUGCCCUGCCUUCUGCUGCACAGCCAUUUGAAGCCAGGCCUCAGGAAAUAAAUUCCACAUAACAUGCUCUGGGGUCAUGUCAAAAUAGUGGGAAACUGCCAAAGUUAAGUCUCAGAAUGGCUAGAGCUUUCUGUAGUUGAAACUGAGACUAUUCUGGAAAGAUCUAGAAUAUUGACUAGGGCUGCUGAAAACUUCAAAGAGAAUCUCACUCAUGCCAAAUACAAAUGACUCUGCAAAUUCCUUGCCAACCACAUGCACUUGCAGUGAAUGAUGUUUCAGAGAGUCUUGAUAUUAUGUAAAACAAAUGUGGUUUGAAGUUUUAAAUCAUGAAAGAACCACAUUAAGAGGACAAGAGACUGUGGAGUAAAAGUUUCAUAUAGUUAAAUGCUCAUGUACCACAAUAUCAUGGAUAAAUGUGUCUACAAUAUUAAAUCAAGAAAUCGCAUUCUAAAUGUAUAAAUUGAGAAGUAUGAAAACGCCAGAAGAAAUAACCACAUGAAUUAAUGAUGAUUGCCUGAGGGAGUUCUGCCCAGUUCUUCCAUUGGGAGCAUCUAGGAAAGCUGGAGAAACUAUUUAAAGACACUAGAAAGCUGAGUAAAUAGGACCAAGAGGCAAGAGAAGAAAGAAAUCAAGAAAGAUGACUACAUUGCAAUUAAGACCAUCUAUUCACCAAAAAAAGGCCAUCCGUAAAUGAAAAGGGAAACCUUAGCAUGGAGGGAGAUAUUUGUAAUACACGUAUCCAAAAAGGACUCACAGGCAAAACCUAAAAGAACUUCUACGAAUCAAUAAGAAAAAGACCACAGAAAAGAACAAUGGACAUGACACUUAAGAAUUUCGCAAAAGGAUAUCCAAUAUCCAAUAAUGAAAUGAAAAGAUACUCAACCUCCUUUAGUCAUCAGAGACAUGCAAAUUGAGACCACGUUGCAAUCCCACUACUCACCCACCAGAAUGGCCAAAAUUCAGAUGACCGACAGUACCAAGUAUUGCAAGGCUGUGGAGCAACUGAAACUCUCCUGCGUGAUUGGUGAGAAGGUAAAUUGGCGUACUGUAAAGCAGGGGUCCCCAACCCCGGGGCCACUGAGGAAGUGGGUCACACAGCAGGAGGUGAGCGGCAGGCCAGCAAGCAAAACUUCAUCUGUGUUUGCAGCCACUCCCCAUCACUUGCAUUACUGCCGAGCUCCGCCUCCUGUCAGACCAACUGUGGCGUUAGAUUCUCAUAGGAGCUGGAACGCUAUUGUAAACUUCGUGUAAGAGGGAUCUAGGUUGUUUGCCCCUAAUGAGAAUCUAAUGCCUGAUUAUCCGCCAUUGUCUCCCAUCACCCCCAGAUGGGACCAUUUAGUUGCAGGAAAACCAGCUCAGGGCUCUCACUGAUUCUACGUUGUGGUGAGUUGUAUGAUUAUUUCAUUAUAUGUUGUAAUGUGAUAAUAAUAGAAAUAAAGUGCACA